This is a messenger RNA of Stegodyphus dumicola, 2725 nucleotides long. RefSeq names its product serine/threonine-protein kinase PLK1-like. Gene Ontology annotation, cellular component: nucleus; cytoplasm; spindle pole. NCBI's taxonomy places the organism in Eukaryota, Metazoa, Arthropoda, Arachnida, Araneae, Eresidae. The record is from RefSeq and is a predicted model, not a curated record. Gene Ontology annotation, molecular function: protein binding; ATP binding; protein serine/threonine kinase activity. Gene Ontology annotation, biological process: protein phosphorylation; mitotic spindle organization.
UAAAUUUAAAACAGUUGCGAUCGUUAUUUGUUUGAAAAGGUGGUAUGUACUUUGUUUGUUGAUACUGAGUAUCUUUUUUCCUCAAUACGAAAAUUUGCAACUAUUUACGGCGAAUUUUAUCGGCAUUUUGCUGACAGAUAAGUAAAAUUGUGAACGUUUUAAUAGUUUUUCCCUUUUUCUGUAGUCGCCAUGAGUGCGAGACAAAAGUAUGAAGAGGUUAAGCCAGUCAUAAUUGAUUCAAAAUCUAAAGUAACAUAUCGCCGUGGAAAUUUCUUGGGUAAAGGAGGAUUCGCAAGGUGUUAUGAAUUUAAAAACACUAAAACAGGGGAAAUAUUUGCUGGUAAAGUUGUUUCUAAAAGCAUGUUGGUAAAGCCUCAUCAUAGAGACAAAAUGUGUCAGGAGAUUACGAUUCAUAAAUCCCUUUCUCAUUUAUACAUUGUAUCUCUGCAUAGUUAUUUUGAAGAUGAAAGUAAUAUGUAUAUUAUAUUGGAACUUUGCCGGAAGCGCUCCUUAAUGGAAAUGCAUAAGAGAAGAAAAACGUUAACUGUCCCGGAAGUUCGUUAUUUUAUGCGACAAAUAGUAUUGGCAUGUAAAUAUAUGCACGAAAAUAAAGUGAUUCACAGAGAUUUAAAGCUCGGUAAUCUCUUUAUUAACGACGAAAUGGAAAUUAAAGUUGGAGAUUUUGGUCUUGCAACUCGCCUUACUUUUGAUGGAGAGAGAAAGCAAACACUGUGUGGAACACCAAAUUAUAUUGCUCCUGAAAUCAUAACUAAAAAGGGUCAUAGUUUCGAAGUUGAUAUAUGGUCUCUUGGUUGCAUAAUGUAUACUUUGCUUGUAGGUUCACCUCCAUUUGAAACACAUACUCUCAAGAAUACAUACCAUAAAAUCAAGAAAUGUGACUAUUAUCUACCAACUAAACUGGAUCACAAUGCUCGACAACUUAUCCAGAAGCUACUACAUCCAGAUCCUGAAAAGCGCCCAAGUGCAGAGGAAAUUCUGAUGGAUGCUUUUCUUACAACAGGUUACAUUCCAUCUAAAUUGCCAACUUCUUGUCUUACAAUGCAACCUAGAUUCACUCAUAAUAUGUCUAUAUUUGAAGAAUCUAUAAUUGAAAGAAAACCUUUGAAAGAUGCUGGAAAUAAAGCAAUGCCAUCAAUUCCUGAAAAACUUAUUGCUGCUACUCUUAAAUUAGGAAUUAAUCCUCCAGAUGAGGUACCAGCAUCUGCAAAGCCAAAAUCUGACUACAUCUAUAUGCCUGAAACUACAAUGCCUAAAGAUUACCACUUAAGUGAUUUAUGCCAGAUGCUUGCAUCUGUAGUGAAGUGUAACCCUGAAAAACUUUAUACUGGUCAGCCAGAAGAUGCUCAGGAUCCAUCUGCAGUACCGUUUCUGUGGAUAAGCAAAUGGGUUGAUUAUACUGACAAAUAUGGACUUGGUUACCAGUUAAGUGAUAACAGCAUAGGUGUAUUUUUUAAUGAUGCCACUCAUCUUGUACUCUUAUCUAAUGGGGAAAAUAUGCAGUAUAUUGAUAGAAAUGAUGAGGAGCAGUUUUUUACUAUUACAAAAUAUCCUGAAGAUAUGAAUAAAAAAGUUACACUUUUGAAUUAUUUCAAUGGUUACAUGACUGAAAAUUUGGUGAAAGCAGGUGAAAAUGCAAGAGCUCAUCAAGAAGAAGAUGAGAUGACUAAUGUUCCUCAUGUUCGAGCUUGGUUCAAAACAAAAUCUGCUAUUAUUUUUCACCUGACAAAUGGAACUUUUCAAGCAAAUUUCUUCAAAGAUCACACUAAGAUAAUAUUGUGCCCUCUCAUGCAUGCAGUGUCUUUCAUCGAUGAAGAGAAAAACUUUACUGUCUACACUUUCAAACUGAUUGAGAAGUUUGGUUGCUGUCCUCUUCUAGCUUCUCGUUUGCGUUAUGCAAAAAAUAUGGUAGAGAAGUUGUACAAAGAUUACCUAAGCCCUGAAACUGCAGCUAAAGAACUGCUUCCUUAAUAUAUCGAUUUAGUUUGGAAAAAAAAUCUAGAUUUUUAGGUAUUUUUAUGGUUUUUUUUUUUUAUAAUGAGACGGGAGAUAUUUUUAAUGAUUACCAUUUUUAAUGAGGUGUUUAUGCUAUUUCUUUAUAUGUUUUACUACCCUUAUAGCUACUGUAAUAUUUCUAAUUUUAUUACACAGUAUUUUUUAAUUAAAUCACUUCUUUAUUUUUGUAUAUUCAUAAUACUUUCCCCAGUAUCGCAGGAUUUUGACAGAAUAUUAAAAUUUUAUCAUAUUUCAUUUUUAACUAAUAUUUGCAAGCUAAAAUGUAUUGUCUUAUGAGUAUUUGUAUAUGAACAUAUUUAUAAUUAAAAAUGUAUUCGAUUUUGUUUAGCUUACACUAAAAAUGGGAGAUAAAAUUUAUGUUAAAGACACAAUUUUGAUGUAAAUUUUCUGUAAAACAUAUACAAAUGUUUUUAGUGUGAAUAACAGCAAAUGUAUUAUUCAGACUGAAAAAUUCAGUCCUAUAUUUUAAUGUUUGAACCUCUUCUUUAUUUAAAAAACAAAUAUGGUAUAAUUUUUAUUACAAAUAUCUUAUAAUUUGUAAUGAAAAUGUUAAAAUAAUGGUUCAAAAAAGUAAUCUACAAUUUUUAAUUCUAGUGUGUACCAAUCCCUUUUCUGUGCAGGUAAAGAAAUGAUCCAUUGAAUAUAUAUAUAUGUUUAGUAAAGAUGCUAAAAAAAUAUUUAAAAAAAAAAA